AAAAAAUGGAGCUGUAAUUCACAUACCAUAGCUCACACUUUUUUUAAGAUUUAUUUUUAUUUAGUUUUAUUUUAUUUAUUAAAAUUUAUUUAAGUGUUUUUCUUUGAGAGAGAGAGUGCUAGGAAGAGGCAGAGAGAGGGAGGGAGAAUCCCAAGCAGGCACCAUGCCACUGGCAGGGAGCCCAACUGGGAGUACCAGCGGGAUUAGGGGUGCAAACCCAUGAACCCACAAACGGUGAGAUCAUGACCUGAGCCCCAACCAAGAGUUAGAUGCUUAAUGGACUGAGCCACCCAUGCUCCUGGGGCUCACACUUUUAAGAGUAAAACUCAGUGCUCUGUUUUUUGUAUGGUCACAGAGCUGUGCCACAUCAGUGUACUAUGUGCAGAAGGGAAAUAGAGCCUUUUACAUUCCACGUUCACAGGAACUGACUACAAACUGCGGUGAUUUUCCUUGCAGAAUAUAACGCACACCUGAGUACUAUAACAUGUCACACCUGUGGCUGUGUCCUGCUGGGGCCCAGGGGUCCCAUGUCCCACGGAGGCUGAGAGCACGGGCAUGUUUGGUUGACCUGGGGGCAGAGAAGUGGGAGCGGGGCCUUGCGGUGUCAAGAGUCAGGUCAAAACGCUGGGAGACCUUAUCUUCUGUUCCGUGACAUCACUGGUCAUUGAACUGUUCUUAAACAUGGGACAGGGGCACCGUCACCUCGCCCGCGUGUCCACCGCAGACACAACCGUCACCAGGCCCUUCUGCUCUGUCUCGUUCCGAUCCGGCGCGGGACAAGGGAGGCUCCGCGGAGAAACCGGGUCAGAUUCCCGGGACAAAGGAAGAGGCAGGCGGGUCAGCCGGCCGGGAGGGCGUUCGGCCGGAGCCGAUCUUGGGGCGGGCGGAUCAGACACGUGUGUACCGCCGGCCCGUCACUCAGGGCGUAGGAGGCGGGGCCUGGGGGAUCUGCCCAAUCUGGCGCCACAGGGGCGGUGCCGGGACCACCCUCCAAUCAGAACGUGAAGGGCCUCAGGCUGCCCUAUCACAGUGCGGCAGUGCGGUGUCUCGGAGAAUUGUCCAAUCGAGGUGGUGGGGAGUUAUCUUCGGAACAGCGUCCAAUCAGAUCGCAUUGCCUGAAGCAACGCCCAAUCCGUGCUUGGGGGCGCAUAGCGCGGUGCAUUUAUAUUACCGGGUCCGGAAACACUCCAAUCAGGCCCUGGUGGGUGGGGGAUGGGGUGAUGCCAUCCCGCUCGGUGAGUGUGAGCUCUGAGUCGUGGCUGCUGGUGUGCGCUUGUCCCGCGCUCACCCAGUUUUCCGGUCCGCUAGCUCCUCGGUUGGAGGAGGGGCACGUGAGGGCCGCGGAGUCGCCGGGUCGCGGGAUCAAGAGGAGGACGCCCGGAGAGCUGCGUGUGCGGCCGCGAGAUGGACUCUGUGGUCUUUGUGGAUGUGGCUGUGAACUUCACCCCGGAAGAGUGGGCUUUGCUGGAUAGCAGUCAGAGGAACCUCUACAGAGAUGUGAUGCUGGAGACCUGCAAGAACCUGGCCUCCGUGGAUUAUUGCAUUCGAGUUAAUACCAGUGGAUCAAGUCCUCAGUGGGAUGUUUUGGAGGAUGAACCAUCUCAUGAAGAAAAAAUAGUAAGAUUUGCAAGAAAUGAUUCCUGGUCUGUUUUUGGAGAAAACCAGACAUUUCGUAGCAGAGGAGACUACCUGCAAACCCAGGAAAGGCGUUUGAGAAGUCCUUUCGUGGAGAGUGUCUGUGAACGUAUCGAAGGAGAUCAACGUGGAGGCACCCUGAACCCGAUUACAAGUCUUACCGCGCGCCAGGGGUAUCCCAUCGGAGGCAAACCCUGUCAAUGCGCUAAGUGUAGAGAAGCCCUCACAGGUGGUUUUUUCCUAGGGAAUCUGCGAAGAUUUCACCCAGGACUCAAACCUAGUCCCUGCGAGGAAUGUGGGCUGGCCUGUAGCUGUGUCGCGAGCCUCAGCACUCAGGUGGACGCAGGCCUCGUAGAGAAACCCUAUGAAGGUCAGGACGCCGGGAGAGCAUCGGAGACGUACGCGAAGAGUCUCAGUAGUAAAAUAUCUCUAGAGUGCAAGAAAUGUGGAAAAGCUUUCAUUUGCACGUCUUCCUUUCAGGGUCACGUGCGAGGUUCCUGUGGACAGAGUGUCCAUGCGUGUGGCAUGUGUGGGAAUGCCUUUGUGUUUCACUCCCGUCUUACGUGUCACGUGAGAACUCACGCCGGGGAGAGGCCCAGUGAUUGCAUAGACUAUGGGAAGGUUUACAGCUGCCUCUCUUACGCUCAAGGUCACUCCAGUAAUCAGCCUGGGGAAAGAGUUUUUCAGUGUGGGCUCUGUGGGAAAGCCUUCACUCGUCGGACCUACCUUCAAAGUCACGUGAGAACGCAUACUGGGGGAAAACCCUAUAAAUGUCAGGAGUGUGGAAAAGCCUUCACUCGUCGGGCCUACCUUCAAAGUCAUCUGAAAAAGCACAGUGGAGUGAAGUCUUUCAAGUGCCAGCAGUGUGGAAAAGCCUUCUAUUCGUCCUCGUACCUUCAGAUACAUGCACGGAUACAUACUGGGGAGAGACCCUGCGUGUGUCAGCAUUGUGGGAAAACGUUCAGAUACCCCGCAAACCUGCGAGCUCACGUGAGGACACACACCGGGGAGAGGCCCUACGAAUGUAAGGAGUGUGGAAAAACCUUCAGUCGUGUCUCCUCCUUUCGAAGGCACGGGAAAACCCACAGUUGAGUCAAACAUCUGAGAGUACGGAGUGUCGUUCCUAAUCCGUUCUAUCGUUCUUCAUUCCUUCGACACGGAACAACGCACGCUGGGGAGAGACGCUUGCGAGUAGUGUGGGAAAGCUUUCAGGCAGCUCCAGCAUUUGCAAAGUCAUUUGAGAUACAGUUGCGUGAAACCCUAGGAGAGUAAAGAGUGUGGGAAAGCGUAGCGGGCUUACUCCUUCCUUGGAGGACGCACAGUGGGGAGAGACCCUUGGAAGGUCGGCACUGUGGGAAGACGUUCAGGCGUCACGGCUCCCGUCAAGAACACGCGAGGCUGCACAGUGGACGGUGAGCCGGUGAAUCUAAGGACUCUGGCGGGGCCUUCCAGUGCCCCGUAGACCUGUGGGAGCGUGUGACGACUCACACCGGGCACUGUGGGAGAGCCCCCAGUCGUCCCUCCUCCCACCGAGGACACGUGUGAAGGAAAACACGGCGAAGUGUAGCCUGAGAACGUAGGAACCGUGGAAAAGCCUUCGGGCAUCCCAGGAACCUGUGAGCACGCACACACUGGGGACGAGCCCUGAGCACAGCACCUGUGGCAAAGCCUGCAUUCUCCCCUAAUGGUCAUAUUUAAAACAUGAGCAAACACCACGGAGAGAAAUCUUCUCAAUGGGAAAAGUGUCGGAAAAGCUUGGAAGGAUCGUAGGUCACGUAUUUUGUCCAUGGCAGGUCGGGCCGCCCCGGCAUCUUCUAAUUGUUGUAAAUAUGGAUUUGUCUUUGCAAAUGCCUCUUCCUUACAGGGAUCCCAAGUGCGUUAAUUCCAGCGCAUGCCCAAGAAGCAUCCCACUGUGUCCUUCUCACCUGUAGGGCGUUAUUUUGUUAUCUCAGAUCCGAAAACCGCAUACAGUUAUGGCAAACGUGUCUCCACGACGAUGUCUUCUGGACCCGGGGCCGAUCAGUGGUCUGUACGUGUAGCUCGUCCUCUGGUGCAGAGACUAGAAUUCCCCGACUCCGCCCUGCCCCUCCUUGCGGUCUUUAUUAUUGAAAGUUGUGUCUCCACGUGUGCUGUUGCUGCCGUGUGCCCACCUGUGUUCCCCAUGGACGUUAGUAAACGCGCAAGGAUACUGGAGGAGGACAGUCUCCUCUGAUCGUGUUCAUGGUUUGACCUCCGCUCAUCGCCCUUGAGCUCGGUUGUUCAUCAGUCAUGACCCACUGAGUUACGAAGAGAAACUUUGUUGGGGGUGCCUGGGUGGCUCAGUGGGUUAAGCGCCCCACUCUUGAUUUCGGCUCUCAGGUCAUGAGCUUGCGGUUCGUGGGAUUGAGCCCCGUGUCAGGCUCUGCGCUGACAGCUCUCUCUCUCUCUCUCUCUCAAAGUAAAUACAUAAACUUAAAAAAAAAAAAAAAAGAAGAAGAGAAACCUUGUGGCUUGAAGUGGAAAGGUAGUGUCCGGCUGGUUCUGCUGGGUUUCGUUGUGAGCCUUGUGAGGCGGGAGGCCGUACGUCCCAGAGUCCUCCUCUGUGUGGCUCUGAGAGGAAGGCCCUGAGAAGAGGAGCUGUGUGGGGCUCGGAGAGCAGCAGUGAGGAACCGUGAUUCUCCAUCCUUCCGUGCCGCCAGGGGACAGACGCGUGGGGACCCAGGUGGGCCCGAGUCACGGCGUGUUGUCCUGGCUUCUGGUCUGCCGUCUGGAACAGCCCCCGUGUAAGAAAAGUUUGACAUUAGUUCUUGUUAGCCUGUUCCAGAGACUUCCACGAGCUGUCCCGUGACAGACCGUCUUGGCUUCCCGGUCCCCACGGAUCCUUACGUUGCCCUGUGACUCUUUGUGUCCGUGAGGCCGUCUCUUCAGGCUGUCGUGCUUACCGAGCUCUCUUAUCCUGUGAUCCCUUCAUCUCCAUGCUUUUCUUAAAAAUGUUAAUUUUACUUUUUUUUUUUGAGAGAGAGAGAGAGUGAGCGGUGGAGGGGCAGAGAGAGGGAAACAGAACCCCAAGGGGGCUCCUCACUGUCAGCACAGAGCCCGACUUCACGGCUCGAUCUCACGAACCGUGAAGUCAUGACCUGAAUCGAAAUUGAGAGUUGGACGCUUCACCAACUGAGCCACCCAGACGCCCCUCCAUGCUUUUCCUCAUAUGUGAUUUCUGUGGUGAGCAUCUCAGGGUAGGUCUCUGUCCUGCCUCCCUCAGACCAAAGGCUGUAGCCACAGAUGCAGGAGACCUCUGUCCCCGGUUGCAUUGUAGAGAGGCUGUGCUGACCCUGCCUUUCUUCUUUCUGGAUGUUUCCGUGAUUGGAAUUAGGACCUGUGAGUGUAUUUGGCAGUUUGUGGGAGUUUUCCUCUAUAGCUGGCUGCUGUCUUAAGAGAGAAACCCAGUAUGCUUACUGACUUUUGUUACACGUGAUUUCCCAGUGCUUAAUUCUGUUGUUUUUAAUACGUGGUUCAAAGCACUGUAGUUUUUGUGAAACAAUCCCCCCCAUUAUUUCUUAGGAAGCAUCUUACCUGGGUUUUCCCAUCUUUUACAUCUUUAUAAGUGUUUUCUGAUUCGUUACCCGAGAUUUUAUGUUCAAAUAUGAUCUGCUGGGGAAGUGACUCAUGUUUGCAGUGUGUCAUUUUUUCCAUACAUAUUCAGAAGCAAUAGUACUAAAUACUGUUUAUCUUAAAAGUAAAACUGACCAGUUCCUUCGCCAGGAAAAAUGUUGAUCUGUUCUUAGCAGUUCAGUAGAGGAACGCUUCAGCAAGGGUAUAGACGUGUCUGGAGAACAAAGGAGAGGAAUGCUCUUUUACAGAGGAGAGGGGGGUUUCUAGAAGGGGCUGGUAUAACAGCGCAUUGUCGUGAAGCGGGAGUUCAAGUGGAGUGUAUUUUCAUGGACUGAGCUGUGACGGUCUGCCACUGGCGAGGCCAUUCAUGGCAGAGGAGAAAACCUUUCUUCCUCCUGGUGGGACAGUAAAGCAGUAGCUGAAGGCGUAUCGAAUCCGAGGGUGUCUUUCCUUCUGAGUGUGUAGUUGACAAUCAGCGCUGGGUCAUGAGACCUCCCCAAGAUCGUUCUUCAAAGGCAUUUCUGACCAAGAGACCGGCUUUACGUUGUUAGUGGUUUUGUCCCUCCGUGCUGGGGAGGAUGUGUCUUGGUUCUGUGUCUCACGUUAGAGGGGGAAGGUGCACAGCAGUGGAAACCAGUUAGGCCCCCUCGAAGGAAAGCUGGAGAAACUCUCCAGCACUUCCCACCCCGUCUGUAUUAAGCUGAUAAGCAUCGGAGGGGCGGCCGGCUGGCUCGGUCAGUAGAGCACACAGCUCUUGAUCUCAGGGUUGUGAGUUCAAGCCCCACGUUGGGUGUAGCGAUUACUUAAAAAUAAAAUCUUAAGAGACAGAGAGAGAUGGUAAGUAUGGGGAACCAUCUAAUUAUUAGGUACAUCAUUUUCACAAAAGUUUGACAGGCAACAAUAUAGAAACCUCAGAAUAAAUAUACAAAACUAA
This is a messenger RNA of Neofelis nebulosa (Clouded leopard), 6160 nucleotides long. Its product is annotated as zinc finger protein 77-like. Lineage: Eukaryota; Metazoa; Chordata; Mammalia; Carnivora; Felidae. Bases 1405 to 2727 code for a protein of 440 amino acids. The transcript is spliced from 4 exons. The record is from RefSeq and is a predicted model, not a curated record. Gene Ontology annotation, molecular function: RNA polymerase II cis-regulatory region sequence-specific DNA binding; DNA-binding transcription factor activity. Gene Ontology annotation, biological process: regulation of transcription by RNA polymerase II.